UCAGAAUUCGCAUCACCGCUACCAGCUGCACAGAACGAUGGAAGCUUCGUCGGGUGAGCCGGAGCCUUCCGAGCCCUCCUUGCAGUGGCAAGUUCUGGAGUUGGCCACUUACACUCUGUUUGUUGGCGCACCUUUGGUCUUUGGAGGCCGCAAAUCUGUGGCAUCAUGGCUGAAGGACAGCAGCCCCUUCUACUUGGAAGGAAUUCAGCGAGACUCGCCUCCAGGUGUGAACUUCUCCAAGCUAUCUCACGCAGCGGCCUAUGAUCUUGGCGCGACUUCCCUUCUAGUGGGCGUCCAGCAUUUGGUGGGCUUGUUGCUAUGCUUGCCGGAAGUCACCCGCAAGAUCAGCAAGUCCUGGUCGGCCAACUUGAUUUGCCAUGCAUCCUUGUUGGGCGCUGGCGCGGGCCUGGCGCACCUUGCAUGGGCACUGUUCCGUUUGAAGGAUGCAGAGAGUGGGUCAAAGAACUUGCCUUUGUCCGUGGUGGUUUUCAUUGCGGGACUUCAUGUGAUGAGCAUCAUCACCUGCAUACCCAUGAAUCUGCACUAUUCCACAGAGUAUGCCUAUGUUUUGAUGGUCUUUGGUUUUCACUUGUCUGGCUUCGCUGCCAACCUCCUAAGCCCGUUGGCCUGGACCUUUGACGAUUCCUACCUACCUUCUUUGCCAAUACUUUGGCUCAUCUCCGGCUUUGACACGAUCAUUGCCGUGGUGGUGCGAGGGCCGGUGCUGCUGUGGAGCAUAGUCAUGCUGAAACGUUUGUGGUAUAUAGAUGGAGCUUGGCUCAUAUUACUUGCGGGGACAUUGGGAACAAUCACCACUAUACCUGCAACGACUCUUUUGCUUAUUGGAUCCUUAUCAAAAUUCCGAUAUUUAAUCAAUCGUGCCCAAAUCAAAGAUGAUUAAUU
Messenger RNA from Durusdinium trenchii, 903 nucleotides. The record is from the annotation of a GenBank genome assembly. Lineage: Eukaryota; Dinophyceae; Suessiales; Symbiodiniaceae.